This is a messenger RNA of Colletotrichum karsti, 2517 nucleotides long. RefSeq lists its product as uncharacterized. The transcript is spliced from 6 exons. Gene Ontology annotation, biological process: proteolysis. Lineage: Eukaryota; Fungi; Ascomycota; Sordariomycetes; Glomerellales; Glomerellaceae. The coding region runs from base 1 to 2517 and encodes 838 amino acids. Gene Ontology annotation, molecular function: metallodipeptidase activity; monooxygenase activity; heme binding. The record is from RefSeq and is a predicted model, not a curated record.
AUGGCAGAAUCAUCACAAGCUAGAAUCCCAUCUCCAGUACAGGAACCUGAUGAUGGACAGUCCGCUUCCUCAUCCGCAGCUAUACAAGAGGCAGAUUCCAGAGCUGUGGUUGUUCAUCCAUCACAAGGUGGAAACGGCAGGUUUUGGGGCUGGCGGUCGGCCUUCAUUGCUGCAGGCAUUGCCAUCUUCAUCAGUCCGUUCAGCAAGCUUGGGAUCUGGCUCCUGCCAGCAGAGGAAACUAUUGACCCAACGAACUAUGCUCUCAGGACAGAACGAGUUCUGAAAUCGACGCCUCUGAUCGACGGCCACAAUGACUUACCAUGGUUGUUACGCGUGGAGCUGCAAAACCGCAUUUACGACGGCAAAUUUGACCCCAAUCAACGUCUACUUGGCCACACGGAUAUUGGCCGUAUGAGGCAGGGGAAAAUGGGGGGUCAAUUCUGGAGCGUCUACGUCCACUGCGAUGCUGCCCAGAAGCACUUCGAAGAUCCUUCAUGGGUACUUCGCGACACUCUGGAACAAAUAGACGUCGCGAAGCGCUUCAUUGCUGAGUACCCCGACGUCUUCACGUACUGCACAACACCGGCUUGUGCUCGCGCUGCCUUUGCUUCGGGGCGAAUUGCCAGCAUGUUGGGUAUCGAGGGAGGGCAUCAACUCGGCGGUUCCAUCGCGUCGAUACGUCAGGCCUAUGAGUUGGGAGCGCGCUACAUUACGACAACCCAUAACUGCGACAAUGCGUGGGCGACGUCUGCGUCAACGGUGGCCGCGGGAGGGGAAGACCAUGGUCUCACAGCAUUCGGCGCCGCCUACGUGCGUGAGAUGAACCGGCUGGGCAUGAUGCUCGAUCUGUCCCACGUUUCUCAUCAAACGAUGAGGGAUGUUCUCUCACUUGCACAAGCUCCGGUGAUCUUCUCUCACUCAGGAGCGUAUUCCGUGACUCCCCAUCUGCGGAAUGUGCCUGAUGAUGUCCUACGAAGCGUUCGUCGGAACGGGGGCAUUGUCAUGGCGGUGUUUGUUAACAGAUUCUUGAAUAUGAAAGACCCCAGUUCGGUAACUAUUCACGAUGUUGUGGAUCACAUUUGGCAUUUGGCGGAUGUGGCAGGCUGGGAACAUGUAGGCAUCGGGUCCGACUUCAGCGGCACACCUUUUACGCCCGCCGGUCUCGAGGAUGUAUCCAAAUUGCCGGACCUAUUUCAACUCCUGAUGGCUCGUGGGGCUACUGACGAGCAGAUGAAACUCCUGGCGGGUGAGAAUCUCCUGCGGGUGUGGGCGGAUAUUGAGCGCAGAGGAGAGGAAAUAAGAUCCGAAGGCCGCAAGGCUGUCGAGGAGGAGUGGGAAGGCCGUAAAUGGCACAUCGCCUACAAGAGUUCACCGUUCAUGUAUCGCGAGACUCGUGAGCGAGCGAUUUUGAACCUCGAGUCCAGGGCCUUUAUUUCGGACAUUCUAUCGACCUGUCGCCGGGGCAAGGCUCCCGUAAACGUCUUGGAUCCGGCCCGGAAGUUCGCUCUCAACCUUAGUCUCACUUUGAGCUACGGCACGAGAGUUGAAGACGUCAAAGACCUUCACGACGACCUGCUUCUGUCGGAGAUCAUCUACAUCGAAGAGCAGAUCGCUGCCUUCCGCGACGUUUCUUCCAACUACUCCAAUUACAUCCCGAUCUUGCGCCCACUGCACAACCUUGCGGAUGCCCUGGGGCUUCAAUCUGGAACAUCGAUGGCGGACAUUGGAAAGAGACGUCAUGCGUAUCACGCAGCACUGCAAAGUAAUCUUCGAAAACAGAUCGCUGCCGGCAACGAUAGACCCUGCAUCCAGGGUAAUGUGCUGAAAGACCCAGAGAGCAAGGGACUCAGUGAGGGCGAGCUUCUGAGUGUGAGUCUCAGCAUGAUGGCUGGUGCCGAUACCACGAAGCGCUCCAUCAUGUGGGCGAUGCUACUCCUCGCUCAUCGGCAAGACGUCCAGGAGAAAGCCUACCGAGCCAUAAGUGAAAGUGACGGAGGACGGUUGUUAGAAGCUCCGGACGUAGCUCAUACAAAGAUCGAGUAUCUCGAGGCGCUGACGAAAGAAAUCGGGAGGUACUUCGUCGUCUUGAGAUUGGCGCUGCCCAAAGCAACGCAUUCGUACGUAAACUGGGGAAAGGCGACGAUCCCGCCAAAAACAUUGCUCUUCUUAAACUCCUGGGCUUGCUCCCGAGAUCCGGCCGUUUUCUCCGACCCCAACACCUUCACUCCCGAGCGAUGGCUUGACGGCGACCAGACAGCGAACCGCCAUCAAUAUGCCUUUGGUAUUGGCGGACGCAUGUGUGUGGCCAGCCAUGUGGCUUCCAAAGCGCUUUAUACGGUACUUCUACACUUGAUCGCUCACUUUAAAAUCCUUCCUAUCGAAGGUGCUUCAGAUACUGAGGUGGAUCCGGUUGCUGGUCUCGCCGUCCCUGGGAACCACCAAGCUGCCCCUAAGGCAAGACAUGUACGAUUUUUGCCGAGAAACGGCGAACUGACAAGAAUGAUGCUAUCUGCUUAA